CGAUCUUCCAAGGCAGUAAGGCAGCAAGGCUCGAGCUGCCCCGCAGUGGGAAUGAAUAACCGCGUCAAAGAGAUCGCUAGCCGCUUCGGGCUUAGUGGCUCCAUUUCUGCUUCGACAUGUCGCGCCCUUUGCUGCCAAUUCAGGCUUAGUGUCAUCCUGUUGACUCAGGCGUAGCGGCUGAAGGCUGAAAGUGCAUACAUUAUACAUAUGUUCAUACAUACAUGUCCAGGACCAGGGCCACUCAAAGUACAAUUGGGCGUCGACACGCUUUUGUAUCGUGUGUGUAUCGUUGAUUUUCACGCCCUGUUGUUGGGAGGUCUCAAAUCAUGGACACUGUUCAUUCGCAGCGUGCGAAUUUGGAGGAGCUGUUUGACUUUUCCGCCGCGAGUAUGCCUGAGGAUAUGGAUGGUGUGAUUGGGGCUAUGGGGAUGGAUGGAAUGGAAGAGGCGUGUUCUUUGCAUCCAGGCGAGGAAUGUAUCUGUAAUGACCUCGACAACGUCUCGGUGACUCCAGAAGGACUUGAAGAGGAAAAGGAGUUCGACAAUGACUUCUCCAGUUGGCUCCCCCGGUACUCCAAGCCACCUGUACCCUGCGACUAUUGCGGCCCUAGGAAGCUGGACUGCUUCUUCACUUGCUACAGCGACAAUGCUCCUCAGUCAUGCACCUCCUGCAGCGCUCUCUUCAGGCCCUGCAGUUUCGCCAAACCAGAGGAGUCGGUCCGCCCACACAAUGCCAUCGACACUUUACAUGUCGUCGGCGAAGACGACUGCGUGACCAGCGGCGACCUGACAGGUUACAAGCCGUUGAGAUCGAAGUACCUGGGCCGUCUCAACCGUGGAUCGACUCCGACAAACGACGAACCAGACCGUGGACGCAAGACUGGUACGAGGUUCUCUCGCCCCGCCCUGAAGAUCCUUAAGGAAUGGAUGGAGGAGCACCGAAGCAAUCCCUAUCCUUCCGAAGAGGAGAAGGCAAUACUCGCCAAGAGGACCAGUCUGUCCAUGAACCAGGUCAACAACUGGUUGGCUAAUACGCGGAGGCGCGAGAAGAACAAGAUGCCAAAGAGAGCCACUUCGCCUAGUAUUCGUCCGUCCACCGAGGCCGUUGACGUCCCGGAGGGAAGGACGUGGUACGAUCUCAAUCCCUUCGAACGUUGGAAGCACUCUCCUCCCGAGAACGAACCGGCGCCUAUGCCAAUUAUCUUGGACAAUAUCCGACAGUUCAGUCCGCCGACUGGAUCGAGCUCGGCCAGCAGUUAUAGGCAGAAGUCGAGUACAUCUGGCUCUCACUACUCCGCACUGCGAGCCCCAUCAACAACGAGUCUCGAAACGGGUUCGAAGUUGUCAGCGUCAGCCCUCUCGAGUCAGUCCUUUGAGUCCUUCGACUCGGCGAGGUGGUCGCAUGGCUCGAGACGCUCCUGGGGCUCAUUUGGGUCCUUUGGGAACCCGAACAAAGAUCGCCGACGGAGGAGGCGGGCUACGGCGAAGCUGCAAAUGCCUGCCACGAUUCAAAGCAGGAUCUACCAGUGCACAUUUUGCACGGAUCGGUUCAAGAGUAAGUACGAUUGGUCCCGGCACGAAAAGUCGCUACAUUUGAGCUUGGAGAAGUGGAUCUGCGCGCCUCUGGGGCACACAAUAACGAACAUGGCGGGUGAAAAGAGAUGCGCGUACUGCGACUACCUAAAUCCUACGCCCGAUCACAUCGAAUCACACAACCACCAGACGUGUGCAGAGAAAGGGAUCGAGGCCCGGACUUUCUACCGGAAAGACCAUCUCCGCCAGCACCUGAAACUGAUGCACGCCUGCAAGAUGACCGACGGCAUGGAAUCGUGGAAAUCCGAAGCCGCCCUGGUCAACUGCCGCUGCGGCUUCUGCGGCCAAACAUUCACCAGAUGGCAAGACCGAGUCGACCACAUCGCAAAGGAGUUCAAGAACGGCGCCGCGAUGAAGGACUGGAAGGGCUGCCGUGGCCUCGACCCUCACAUCGCCUCCCUCGUCACAAACGCCAUGCCCCCCUAUCUCAUCGACAACGAAAGCAAAUCGCCCAUCCCCUUCAGCGCCUCCAACACCGCCUCCAUCGCCCAGCACACCCCCAUGCUCCACACCCCCGAUCUCGAAGCCCUGAUCCCAUCCUACGCCCAACCACCACCACCAACCACAUCCCUCCCUCCCACAACAUCAACAACAACAACAACACCCCCCUCCCCAACAACAAGCUGGGAACACCUCACCAUCGCCCUGAGCAACUACACCCACCACUACACCAACCACACCCCUACACCCCCCUCCGACGCCACCCUCCAACGCCACGCCCGCCUCAUCCUCUACGACUGCGACGACCCCUGGAACCAGACCGCCGCCGACAACCCCGCCUGGCUCGCCCUCUUCAAGCAGGCCCACGCCCUCGUCCCCGUCCCGCCCUCCUUCGACCGCCGCGACGCCCUCGAGGAUCUCGGCGUCUUGGGCUUGUCCCCGCUUGCUCGCUACGGCGCCGCUCAGGGACCCCGUGAUGUGGCGCUUUGGAAGGCCGAGUCUGUGGCUUUGCGGGAGGGCGUUGGGUUUUUGAGUAGUGGGGAGGCGUAUUGUUCGAGGAGGAUGGAUAUGGAUGGGGGUUUGGGCGCUGGGUUUGCGGCUUCUGCUGCUACUGCGUCAAAUACCACUGCUUUAGGCUUGCAGGCUGAUAGUGGUGUGAUGUAUCCUGCGCUCGGCAACAUGCAAACCCCGUCCUCGUCUUCGUCUGCAGCAGCGCUGUUUCCCGCCGGCGAGCAUGAGGCGUUUAGUCUUGACGAGGACUUGUUUGCUGAUUUUACGUUUGAGGGGGGUUUUGAUGUCGGUGUGGGUGCGGAGUCGGGGAUUGGUGGUGGGAUGGAUAUGAGUAAUAUGGCGGAUAUGGCGGAAUUCGGAGGCUUGUUUUGAGGAUGGGGAUGGGUUGUGCUCUGGGUGUUUUGGGUGUUUUUUUGGUUUGGAAUAUACUGGUUGGGUGGUUGGGUGGUGGGUUGGUAGUGUUUUUACGCGUUUGUCUGUCGGGUUGGAUGUGAGGGGGAGAUAUGUGGAUAGAUUGUAGUGUCGGUCGUGUUUAACGUACACGUGGACGAAUGAGUACAUAUAUAAACGAACGAAAAAGCUGAUAGAAUAGACUGAGGGAAUUGCUGUAAUCGCGAAUACUUAUGGCCAACCUACUACAUACCACGCCUAUGUCAUCUCUGU
Messenger RNA from Pseudovirgaria hyperparasitica, 3206 nucleotides. RefSeq lists its product as uncharacterized. The transcript is spliced from 3 exons. Gene Ontology annotation, molecular function: DNA binding. NCBI's taxonomy places the organism in Eukaryota, Fungi, Ascomycota, Dothideomycetes, Acrospermales, Acrospermaceae. The coding region runs from base 327 to 2915 and encodes 862 amino acids. Gene Ontology annotation, biological process: regulation of DNA-templated transcription. The record is from RefSeq and is a predicted model, not a curated record.